AUGAAUGAAAUAAAAUCUGAAAGUUUAUUGCAGACAAGACCAUUCAAGUUAGGUAUUGAGGAUAUUCAAAAUUUAGGGUCGUCAUAUUUUAUCGAAAACAAUGAAAAACUGAAAAAAUACAAUAAUGAAAUCAGUUCAUUGAAAAAAGAACUGGACAUUUUAAAUGAAAAAAUGGGGAAAUGUACUACAACAACGAAGAUUGUCGAACCAGCCAAAACUCCUGAAUUUACCUUCUGGUAUUAUGAACUUAAAGAAAUGAAAGGAUUUCAGGAUCUGGUUAUGUAUGAAGUAAAGAAGAAGAAAAAACACUUCAAAGUUUUGAGCCACAGUUGCCUAAAAUAUUUAAGCAAUCGAGAAAAGAUGAAAAUAAAAAAACAAGAAGAAGAAGAGAAAAGAUUAAAAUUAUAUUCAAAGAAUAUAUCGUCUUAUAUGGAUGUAUUUUGGAAGAAAAUAGAAAAGCUAGUAUGGGAAGAAAAAAAGCGAGAAUUACAACAAACAUUAAAUAAAAAAAAAGAAAUGAGAUUUAAAAAGUUUGUAAAAGAAGCCAUAAAAAAAAUAAAAGAUGCUAGACAUAAUAAUGCUCAUGAAUUAUUUGAAAAUAAAUAUGUUAGCAUGAGCUCAAAUAAUAACAGUGAAAUUGUUAAUAAUAAUGCAUCAUCCGUUGAUAAUGGUGAUAAAGAAUUAAAAGAAGAUGAUCUUACCGAUCAAGAAGAAGAAGAUUAUCUCUUGGAUGAGCAAAUGAGCUCGACUGAUGAAUCUGAAAACAAAGAAGAAGAAAUCAAUAUGUUAGAUGAUGAAGCAAACCUACCCAUUGAAGAAUUGUUGAAAAGAAUGUAUGGUUUUAAGAGUGGAGAGGAUUAUAUAAAUUUUAUGGAAAAUGAAGACGACGCAAAUGAAGAGAAUGUAAUUGAAACGAGUCAUAAUGAUGAAAAAAGUGGAGAUAAUAGCAUUGGUGAGGAUGAUAAUAAUAAUGAUGAAAAAGGUGGAGAUAAUAACAUUGAUGAGGAUGAUAAUAAUAAUGAUGAAAAAAGUGGAGAUAAUAGCAUUGGUGAGGAUGAUAAUAAUAAUGAUCACAAAAGUGGAGAUAAUAACAUUGAUGAGGAUGAUAAUAAUAAUGAUCACAAAAGUGAAGAUAAUAGCAUUGGUGAGGAUGAUAAUAAUAAUGAUGAAAAAGGUGGAGAUAAUAACAUUGAUGAAAAUGAUAAUAAUAGUGAUCACAAAAGUGAAGAUAAUAACAUUGAUGAAAAUGAUAAUAAUAGUGAUCACCAAAGUGAUCAAGAGCAAUUUAAUCAUGAGACUAAGGAUGACAUAAUUAAGAAUUCCUCGUAUGAACAUAUUGAUAAUAAGAAUUAUUAUAAUAAGACAGGAGAAGAUUACAAAAGUGAUAAGGAAAAUUAUUCACCAACCAGAUUUCAUAAUAAAUUAAAAAAGGAAAAAUAUGAUGAAUAUGAUACAAAGCUGAAAAUAGAAAAAAGAGAAGAAGAAAAUAAAAAUUAUGAAAAGGAUGAACAUGAAUAUGAAAGUGAUAAUUAUGAUAAGGAAAAAAUAAAUAAAAAAAAAGAAUUAAUUUUAUUAAAAAAUGAUAUCGAAAACGAUUCAGAUGAAACCUCUGAACAUAUAAAAAGAGAUAGUAGAUCAUCUUGUCAAAAACAAAAUUGUGAAAAGAAAAGAAGAAUUAUAAAAGAUGAAUAUAAUUUAAGAAGGACAAAAAUAGCUAAAAGUAAACCAUCUAGCGAUAAUAACAAUAGUGAGAAUGAUAAUAAUAAUGACAAUAAUAAUGACAAUAAUAAUGACAAUAAUGAUGACAAUAAUGAUGACAAUAAUGAUGACAAUAAUGAUGACAAUAAUGAUGACAAUAAUGAUGACAAUAAUGAUGACAAUAAUAAUGAGCACAAAAAUGAUAGUGAUGAUAAUGAUGAUAUAUUAACAUGUAACAUGGAUGAAAAACAUUUAACAAAAAUCCCUCCUAUUAUUAAAGCGACCUUACGAGAUUAUCAACAUGCAGGGUUACAUUGGUUAUUAUAUUUAUAUAAAAAUAAUAUUAAUGGUAUAUUAGCUGAUGAAAUGGGUUUAGGAAAGACAUUACAAUGUAUAUCAUUGUUAAGUUACUUAGCUUAUUAUUUUAAUAUAUGGGGUCCACAUUUAGUAAUAGUACCAACAUCUAUAUUAAUAAAUUGGGAAAUUGAAUUAAAACGUUUUUGUCCAUGUUUUAAAAUUUUAUCAUAUUAUGGAAAUCAAAAUGAAAGAUAUAAAAAAAGAGUUGGAUGGUUUAAUAAAGAUUCUUUUCAUAUAUGCAUUUCUAGUUAUUCAACUGUUGUAAAAGAUCAUUUAGUUUUUAAAAGGAAAAGAUGGAAAUAUAUAAUAUUAGAUGAAGCUCAUAAUAUAAAAAAUUUUAAUACAAAACGUUGGAAUAUUAUAUUAAGUUUAAAAAGAGAUAAUUGUUUAUUAAUUACAGGUACCCCUUUACAAAAUAGUUUAGAAGAGUUAUGGUCUUUACUUCAUUUUCUUAUGCCAAAUAUAUUUACAUCUCAUUUGGAUUUUAAGGAAUGGUUUUCAGAUCCUUUAAAUUUAGCUAUAGAAAAAAGUAAAAUUCAUCAUUCCAAAGAAUUAAUAGAUAGAUUACAUACAGUUAUACGUCCAUAUAUUUUAAGAAGAUUAAAGAAAAAUGUAGAAAAAGAAAUGCCAAAUAAAUAUGAACAUAUAAUUAAAUGUAAAUUAACACGAAGACAACAAAUAUUGUAUGAUGAAUUUAUAAAUAAUAAAAAUGUACAAAAUACAUUAAAUACAGGAAAUUAUAUAGGAUUAAUGAAUAUAUUAAUACAAUUAAGAAAGGUAUGUAAUCAUUGUGAUUUGUUUACUAAUAAAUAUAUACAAACACCUUAUUAUUAUAUGUUAUCAAUUCGUUAUUUUGUACCUCGUUUUUUUAUUUUAUUUGAAAAAAAUUAUUAUGCAGAUUUUUAUCUAAUACUUUUUCUUCAUAAUGAAUUUACAUCUCUGGGUGGUCGAGAUGUUACCAAAGAAACAAGUCCAUCUUCCAAAUCAUUUGACCUUGCUCAUAUUCUAACGAAACAUAAUACUAAUGAAUUGUAUGAUAAUAAUCACAUUUCUGAAUUGUAUGAUAAUAAUCAUAUUUCAGAAUUGUAUGAUAAUAAUCAUAUUUCUGAAUUGUAUGAUAAUAAUCAUAUUUCUGAAUUGUAUGAUAAUCCAAUGAGUCAUAAAAAUUACAAACAUAAUUCAAAUGGUUAUACGUAUCCAAAUGAUCCUAUUAAUAAUAUGAAUAAUAAUCCAUCUGGAUUUACAAAAACGAGUGAACAAUUUGGUCAGAUUGUAUCACAUGAAAGGGAUAAUAAUUAUCAUAUGAUGGAUCAUAAUAAUAUGAAUAAUUUAUUAUCAAAAGAAAUGGUAAAUUCCUUGAGAAACGAUGAUAAUUCAAAUAAUAAUUUUUAUAAAUAUUCUCUCACAUCUAAUAAUAAUGAUUCGCAGACAAGUAUACAUGAUAACAAACAAUGUGAUUAUAAUAAGUUAUGUGCAGAUACUUUUAACAAUAUUAAUAGUAUUGGGAAUGAGGAAAAACGUUCCCUAAAUGUUUUAAACGAACAAAACAACAACAAUAGUAAAGAUAAUAAUAAUAAUAUAGAUAAUAAUAAUAAUAUAGAUAAUAAUAAUAAUAUAGAUAAUAAUAAUAAUAUAGAUAAUAAUAAUAAUAUAGAUAAUAAUAAUAAUAAUAUAGAUAAUAAUAAUAAUAUAGAUAAUCAUCAUAAUAAUAACCAACAUUGUAAUUAUAAUGAUAAUUGGCCAAGUGAUUAUCCAACUAAUAUUAUUAAUCAUAGGAAUGCUUUUCUUUCCAUACUAAAACUCUUGAACCAAAGCAACCCUCUUAACAACGACAAUAAUAAUAAUAAUAAUAAUAAUAAUGGGAAUAAUAAUAUAUAUAAUAUGAACAGAUAUAAUAGUCGUAAUAGUCGUAAUAGCUCGCUGUCUAAUAUUUUUUCAUCGAAUACAAGUAAAAUGAAUUCAUUCCAACUUGAUUUUCUAUACACGAACAGUUUUAUAAAUCAAGAUGCUCUAUGUAAGAAUUCUUUUUUUGUUAACAUAAAUAUAGAAGAUGUUCAUAGUUAUAUUUAUAAUAGUAUAUAUAAAGAAUAUAUUCCUAAGAAUAUUUUAAGUUUUUCUGAUGAAUUUCUCACCGAAUUAAAUAAUAAUUAUGAUAUUCUUUCCUUGUAUAUUGAUCCAUAUAAUAGAUAUAAAAGUUAUAAUGAAUACCUAUACAAAAUGAAAGAAGAAGGAACAUUAACAAAUCAACAAUCAUUAGGCGAUAUAAAUAAUAAACAUAUUUAUCAUAAGAGUACAUCUAAUGAAAAUACACAUAUGAAAAAUAGGAAAACAUUUAUUUACAAAUAUAAUAAUAUGUUUAAAGUAAUUAAUAAUGAUACACAAUAUCAAAAUAUUUUUACGGAUGACACAAAUAAUUCGUAUUAUAAUUCAUUAGAACAUAAUUUAUGGAUUAAAAGAAAUCAAAUCGAUGAAAGAAAAAAAGAAGAAGAAGAGGAACAAAAUAAAUAUUAUAAUGUGUGUAUGAAUAAUUUAUAUAUAUUAAGAAAUGAAAGAAUACCUAUCUUUGGUAAAAAUUUUCUAGACUUAAUUAAAAAAGAAUUUACAAAGGAUAAAAAUAUUGUUUAUAAUUAUACGAACAAUGUUCCUAUUGAUUAUUAUUCAUCAGUGAAGGAAGUUUGGGUUGAGGAUAUUUGUGAAAAGGAUAACAAAAAGAGGAAAUGUAAAAGAGAAAAGAGAUGGUACAAGAAAAUAAAGAAAACAAACAAUCCACCAGAAGAUAGUGAGGUUUACAGAGAAAAUAGUAGUGACGUAGAAAAAUAUAAUUGUGAUGUAGAAAAAGAUAAUUGUGAUGAUGAAGAAAAAGAUAAUUGUGAUGAUGAAGAUAUGAAUUCUAAUUUAUCUUCUAAUGUGUAUGGAUGUAUUGAUAUAUCAUCACAAAAUUUUAUUCAUUCCAGAUAUCAUAAUCCAAUGAUGAAUAUGUCUUAUAUAAUUGAGUUCUUAUUUCCUAAUAUGGAACAAUUUUUAAAACGACAUGAAAAGAUGAUACAUAAUUUUACGUUAAUAAAUAAUCCAUCCGUGAUAUGUAAAAGUCAUGAUAUAAGAAUAAAUAAUAAUUUAUUAAAUUAUAGUAAUGAUAAAAUGAAUCCAAUAAUUUUACAAAUAAAAAAUGCUACUAGGGUAUAUCAUGAUGCAUUUUUAAAACAAUCAAUCAUCUUCCCUUUAAAUAAAGAUAUAUCAUUAGGAAGUGGGAAAUUAUGUGCCCUAGAGAAAUUAUUAAGUAAAUGUAAAAGAGAAGGAAAUAAAUGUUUAUUAUUUACACAAUUUAUUAAAAUGUUAGAUAUAUUAGAAAUUUUUUUAAACCAUUUAAAUUAUUCUUUUAUAAGAUUAGAUGGAUCUACAAAAGUAGAACAACGUCAAAAAAUUGUAACCAAAUUUAAUAAUGAUAAAUCCAUUUUUAUAUUUAUAUCUUCCACACGUAGUGGUAGUAUAGGUAUUAAUUUAACAGCAGCAAAUGUCGUCAUUUUUUAUGACACCGAUUGGAAUCCAUCAAUUGAUAAACAGGCUAUGGAUAGAUGUCAUCGUAUAGGACAAACAAAAGAUGUACAUGUUUUUAGAUUUGUUUGUGAAUAUACUGUAGAAGAAAAUAUAUGGAAAAAACAAUUACAAAAAAGGAAACUAGAUAAUAUUUGUAUAAAUAUGGGAAAUUUUAAUAACUCAAAUACCCAUUCAAAAAUAACAGACACAGAUCCUACACAUAAUAAAGAUUGGUUUACUAAUGUUGAUACAAUCAAGGAAGUAUUUAUUAACAAAAAAAAUAAUGAUGAUGACGACGAUAUGUAUAAAGAUAGAUUAUUACAUGAACAAGUCGAAAAUAAAGAUAAAAUGAAUGUCCGUUUUGAAAAAACAUUAGAGCAUGUUGAGGAUAAGGAUGAUAUACGUGCAUUAAAUGAGACUAAAAAGGAGACACAAAAUGAGAUAUCUCAAAAUAUGCAAGAGUUUACUACACGUAAUGACUUCCAAGACAGCUAUAAUCUCACAUCGUACUGCUUCAAUUUCUUAAACGAAAAUCUAACAGACUCCUUAAAACAACAAAUUGAUGAAAUGAGAAUGAAAAUUGAAAUUGAAAUGAUGAAUACGGGAGAUGAAAAUAUGUCCCUCAGUGACUUAUCAAAUAAAUCCCAUAAUUCAGAAUAA
Molecule: messenger RNA, 6249 nt
Organism: Plasmodium falciparum 3D7
Lineage: Eukaryota; Apicomplexa; Aconoidasida; Haemosporida; Plasmodiidae
Gene: SRCAP
Product: Snf2-related CBP activator family protein
Source: RefSeq, a predicted model, not a curated record